GGGACCAGCUUGAGCGACUUUAGUGGCGACACCGUGAAGUAGCUACUGUUGUAUUAUCGAGGGGAGAUCCCUACUCAGACAGCCGUUAAUUUGUUUGUUUUCUAGUUUGCUUUGACCACUCAAAUUUACUUCGAGCAAUUCUGUUUUACGGUGAAUGAGGAUCAACAACAGGGAGUAACUACUGUAGCAAGCUAGCUUUGGGUUUGUGGGUUGGUUGGUUGUCAGCGAGAGGUUUACACGUUGGUUUGUUCGAUCACAGUGCAAGAGAACCGAACGCGAACGUAAUAACAGUCGACAUUUUUGUAGAUGUGAGGAAACGUGUGAACAAUCAAAAGGUUUCUCAGGGGUUGGUUGUGGCGGAAUUAGAUAACUACCUUUGUUCUCUAAAAAGGUCUAGAUAGGUUUUUGUUUAUACAGAUCGUCGCGGACUAUGGCUCAUGGACAUCAUGUAGCCAGUUCCCAAAAAGCACUCAUGUUAGAGAUGAAAAGUCUUCAAGAUGAGCCAGUUGAAGGGUUCAGGAUAACUUUAGUGGACGAGUCGGACUUGUACAACUGGGAAGUUGCAAUAUUUGGACCCCCAAAUACUCACUACGAGGGAGGUUAUUUUAAGGCUCAGAUCAAGUUCCCCAUUGACUAUCCCUACUCUCCUCCGGCCUUCCGCUUCCUCACCAAGAUGUGGCACCCCAACAUCUACGAGAACGGGGACGUGUGUAUCUCCAUCCUGCACCCCCCAGUGGACGACCCCCAGAGCGGAGAGCUGCCCUCUGAGAGAUGGAACCCUACACAGAAUGUCAGGACGAUCCUUCUGAGUGUCAUCUCUCUGCUCAACGAGCCUAACACAUCCUCCCCGGCCAAUGUGGACGCCUCCGUCAUGUACCGCAAGUGGAGGGACAGCAAGGGCAAGGACAGAGAGUUCACAGAGAUUAUCAGGAAACAGGUCCACGCCACCAAAGCGGAUGCUGAGCGGGACGGUGUGAAGGUGCCAACCACCCUGGCAGAGUACUGCGUCCGGACCCGUGCCCCACCCCCAGACGAGGGCUCCAACCUCUUCUACGAUGAUUACUAUGACGAUGAGGACUUGGAGGACGAAGACGAGGAAGAUGGCGAGGACUGCUGCUACGACGAAGAUGACUCGGGAACCGAGGAUUCCUGACGACCCGCCUCCCCAUCCCUUCCUCACCCCCUGUCACCACACCCCCCUUAAACUGAACUCAUACUCCACCCUUCGUGUAUACACCCUUACAGAUCCCCCCCACAGCAGUGCAGCCACACCUGCACGUUAAACUCAGAUGCGUUUAAAAGCUACGGAGUUAGUUUGUCCAUUUGUUUCUGGUGUUUUUAUUUUUCUGUUGGUCAGUGGAGUGUUAGAGAUAAUGUUAGACCUACAUAUUAUUCACAUGGUUUGCUCUUAAUGGCGAAGACACUCAAUUCUCAAUUACCACUUGCUUUUGAAAGUUUUGAGUAAGGCCUCUGUCUCCCGUAGAGUGUCUGUACCCAGACAGAGGCAGGCAGGCCUGAGCUAGUGAUGGUCAUCUUAGCUGUGUGACCUCUCACCUGGUUGACAGCCGUGUGAAGCCAGCCUCCCUGGCACACAAGGCUAGCUGAGGCUAGGGGACCCUGACAUUUCACUCUUGGGGACCCUGACAUUUCACCUGUCUGCCUCAGGUCAACUUAGCUCAAAAGCCAAGUCUUACUGAAUGAAUUGAUGGCCUGUAAUGAUGAGAUGGGUGUAUUGCAGAUGGUUGCUGUUAUGAUACUGAUUGAUGUACUCUUUCGGAGACCGUUGCACCCUUUCAUACACAUUUGUUACGGUAUGUUAAGUGGCAGUGGUCUGAGCUCGGCGUCUUUACCCAUAGCCUGAACAACCGAGUUAAACACACAGCUCCUAACGCUUCUCACCACCACAUGCUUUUUCACAAGUCCAACACCACGUGCUUUCAUCUCAUGUAAUUCCUCACCAGCCACCUCAACUGCUCAUUUAAAGAUGGGAGUGAGGGAUAGUGUCUCAAUGUGUGUCUAUAUGGGUGUUUUGGUGGUUGUUCGUUAUUUUAUUCAAAUGUAGUGCAGGGAAUGCUUUGCAGAGAGAAGUGAGUUAUAGACACCUCCCUCUGGCAAGUCUGUGCAACAGUGAUGGCCUCGCACAGCAGCCAUCUUGAAUUAGCUGAUUUGUUUAGAUUACAUCCUCAGUCAGUCACUUCCCCAAACAUUUCACAUGACUAGAAGUGCUCGUAAAACGAGUAGCUCCAUCACAGGAUUUUACACACGGACUAAAUACAAACUAUUGAACAUUAUUCACACCACCCCACAUUUCUGUUUCAGUAGUGUGUAAAUGUUCAUUCGUUGUUACAACAUGACUAUUUGAUGCUAAGUUUUAGAGAUGAAAAGUGCAUUUCCCAGCUGAUGCUAGGGAUGUGGAUAGGGAGGUCAGUAGUAUAUUUUAGGGACAGGUCAAACAGCCAACCCACUAGCAUGUUGGGUGGUAUCAGGCUCGGCAUAGUGCGGUUGGGAAACACUGUGAUGAUUGAGAAUGGGCCGAGGGCUCCCCUUUUGGUUCUUUUGAUGUAGUCUUUUACUUCAGACUUAAGGUGUUAGCAACUAUAUAUUUUCCCCUUACAUGUACCAAGUGCAAUGAUUCUCAGCCUUUUUGUUUUAAACACCAUGUCAUGGGGGUUAUUCAUUGGACUUAUCAGUACAUUUACCACCCGUUUGUUUUCGAUACAGAAACAGUCAGGUAUUCUAUGUUUUCCAAUAGAGAAAAACAGGUGAUUACUGAACACUCAUACUUUUUAUGUUGUGUUAACAUCUUGAGUAUGAAGUAUGUACACAUCAAUCCAAUCAUCAUGAAUUCAUAGAACUGUUUUACAUUCACCAUAUACAGAUGUUAAGUUAUGUGAAUAACGCCUAUUUUGUUUUACUGUAAUGUUUGGGGCAAUUGGAAUUUUGUGAAGCUGCUGAUUUUUAUCAUGUAAUUUCCCUCCCAAUGUCCUACCUUCCCAUCUAUAGACAUUUUCUUGGUGGCAGCAUCAGCAAGGGACCCCCGGCUGUUACCAAAAUUCCUCAGGAAAACAAAACCACCAACUUUUUCAGAGUGAAUCUGACCGUGUGUGUGUGUGUGUGGACAACUGUUCUCCUCAACGCUGGUCCCCUAAACCUAUCACCUCUGCUUCAAAGACUGUUUAUAAUCUUUACCUUGAUAUUAAUAUGCACAUGUGGAGAUUUCAAUGAUAAUUUGAUGUAUUUUUGUUCUUAUUUGUAUUUUCUUUUCUAAUGUUUUGUACAUCUAUUUAAAACCUAAAUAAAGAUCUUUAUUAGAGUGUUGAGAUGUUUCUUAGACCAGGAGUGAAUGAAUGUAUUCUAACAGAUGAGAACUUAGUUAUCCAUCCUUUUUAUGGUCUAUUAAUAUAUUUUGAUUGACUAACAAUAAUUUGAAUAAGAUUCUGAACUGUAUUAUUUAUUCAUCCCUAUUUUCCCUUAGACACUGUGGGAAUUUAUGACUCAGGGAUAACUCUUGAGGUAAGACUGUUAUUCCUCUACUCACUCUUAUCCUGAGUGUUGAAUGAAGCCACUGGCUCAGUUAUGGACCCCUUGUGAUGUCAGAGGUCAGGUGACCCCAGAGUGGAUGAGGAAAGCGGAGAUCUGUACCAUGCAGUCACCUUUAGAGUUGGAGAUGUGGCAACUGUUAAUAAAUUAUUAAGAACA
This is a messenger RNA of Oncorhynchus nerka (sockeye salmon), 3699 nucleotides long. Its product is annotated as ubiquitin-conjugating enzyme E2 R2-like. The transcript is spliced from 5 exons. Gene Ontology annotation, biological process: protein polyubiquitination; ubiquitin-dependent protein catabolic process. The record is from RefSeq and is a predicted model, not a curated record. Gene Ontology annotation, molecular function: ubiquitin conjugating enzyme activity. Bases 431 to 1153 code for a protein of 240 amino acids. NCBI's taxonomy places the organism in Eukaryota, Metazoa, Chordata, Actinopteri, Salmoniformes, Salmonidae.